Messenger RNA from Ahaetulla prasina, 5271 nucleotides. RefSeq names its product cytochrome P450 7B1. The record is from RefSeq and is a predicted model, not a curated record. Gene Ontology annotation, biological process: cholesterol homeostasis; bile acid biosynthetic process. The coding region runs from base 233 to 1738 and encodes 501 amino acids. Gene Ontology annotation, molecular function: iron ion binding; steroid hydroxylase activity; heme binding. NCBI's taxonomy places the organism in Eukaryota, Metazoa, Chordata, Lepidosauria, Squamata, Colubridae. The transcript is spliced from 6 exons.
UUUUUCGGCCGAUCCCAAGAGGAGGGGCCGGGGACUCCUGAGCUCCAGUGGGAGCGAGAUUGCUCACUCGAGUUUAGCUGUCUGGCAUCGAGCUCCAAACUUCCCGGAACGCCGCUAGAGAUUAAGCGACUGUGAGGACGAAGGGAAGGAGCGGCUGCCCCGCAGAAACUUAACCGAGCGCAGGAACGAGCUCUUCUUUCGGUAGCUGGAGAGGAAAGAGGCUCUCCCCAGCAUGGGCCUCAUGGAGUGGCUGCCUUUUGGCGUGUACGGUCUGGUGCUCGCUACCGCUCUGGCUUUCGGGGCGUUGUGUACUUUCGGCAGGAGGAAAAGGCACCCUGGAGAACCUCCCUUAAUAAAUGGUUGGAUUCCUUUCUUGGGAGAGGCCCUAAACUUUAGAAAAAAUGCUACUGGUUUUUUAUUAAGUUUGUAUAAAAAACAUGGAGAUAUUUUUACCGUAUACAUGGCUGGCAAAUAUAUUACAUUUAUAAUAAACCCCCUCCAAUAUCCUGUUGUGACCAAGAACAGCAAGUAUCUGGAAUUUUCAGAAAUUGCAGAUCAGUUAUCAAGCCAAGCAUUUGACCAUCCGCCGAUUAUAAAUGGGAAAUGCCCUGACCUAAAUGAACCUGUACACAGGAAUUAUCAAUACCUUCUUGGCAAAUCAUUGGACACACUCUCCGAUAAUGUGAUGAGGAACCUCCAAAUUAUAUUUAAGAAAAAGUUCUCACAAAUGGUAGAUUGGGAGAUGGAAAAAAUGCACAAGUUCUGCUUCUCUAUAAUAUUUGAAGCCAGCUUUAAAACAUUUUUUGGAAGGGAUCCUCAUAAUGAUAGCUAUAAUGUUACCGAUGAAAUUGGAGAAAAAUUUCUCAAGUUUGAUGCCAAUUUUUCCUAUUUGGCUCUAAACAUACCAAUUGCAUUGCUGGGAGCAACCAAGAAGAUCCGGAGAGAAUUCAUAAACUAUUUAAAUCCAAAAAAGAUGGAGAAAUGGUUAGAUGUUUCUGAAGUGGUCCAAGACAGAAAAGAUCUAUUGGAAAACUAUACAGUGCUUAGCGAUUAUGACAAAGCAGCACAUCAUUUCGCCUUUCUGUGGGCCUCGGUGGCAAACACAAUUCCUGUUGUAUUCUGGACGAUAUAUUAUCUGUUGAGGCACCCAGAAGCUUUUGCAGUGGUGCGUGACGAAAUUGACCAUUUGCUGAAGUCAACAGGUCAAGAAAGGAGGCCUAGAUACAGCAUCUACCUCAGCAGAGAACAAUUGGACAACCUAGUCUACCUAGAAAGUGCCAUAAAUGAGAGCUUGCGAAUGUGUUCCUCAUCAAUGAAUAUCCGUAAAGUCAAAGAAAAUUUUAUUUUCAACUUUGAAGAGAACCGUGAAGCCUGUUUGAGAAAAGGAGAUUUGUUAGCAAUUUUUCCUCCAAUUCUGCACAUGGACCCUGAAAUCUACGAAGAUCCUCAAACAUAUAAAUUUGACCGCUAUGUGGAGAAUGGCAAGAAGAAAACAACCUUCUUCAAACAGGGAAAAAAGCUGAAAUAUUUCCUAAUGCCGUUUGGCUCUGGAAGCAGCAUAUGUCCUGGCAGAUUCUUUGCAAUGAAUGAAAUUAAACUCUUUAUGAUUUUAGCAUUGGUUUAUUUUGAUAUGGAUAUAAUGGAAGACAAACAACUUGGAGUUGGCAAGGAUAGAAUAGGCUUUGGUAUUUUACUGCCAGAUUCUGACAUUAUGUUUCGUUAUAAGAUUCGGUCUUAGUACAGAACCUCUAUUGCUUAUAUAACUAUCUUACUCAAAUCAGUCUUUUAUUAAAUGUAAUGUAGCAUUUGGAUUUAUGGGUGUCUUUACAAGUUUACCGUAAUUUCAUUGUUAUCAAGUGUUUUAAAUAUUAUCAUAGACUGUGCUUUUUUGGGCAAAAAAAGAAUGAGAGGUAGAUAUAAUCCAUGUAAAUUAUUUUUAUGAUACGAGUUCUGGGAUCUAAGGUCUCAUAAGUAAUUCUGAUUCCUCCAUGCAUCCAUUGGUCUUCUAAAGAGAAUUUGAUACUAAAACUAAAAUCCUAAAUAUCUUUUUCGGAAGGUAAAAUCUACUCAUCCUGGUGACACGUAAUUCAGAGUAAACAUAAAUAAGGGUCACUUUUCCUGUUGAUUCUGGAAAAAUUACAAUAUUAAGUAUUGCUUCUAUUGCCACCUGUGGCAUGAUAACAAGGAUUUAAUCUUUCAUUCCUACAUUCACACAGAAAACAAAAUGUCAAAAAAGCUAAAUGUUUUUCCGUGCCAAGGUACUUCUGUUUUGUAGCCAACAGUUUCCUUCUACUGGGGAGUCUCUCACUAGGUGAUAUCAUUUGGCAAAAGCUGGGAAACUUGCUAAAAAUAUAAACUCUGACAAACCCCUUCCCCAUCCUUUUUAUAUAUCCUCUAUAACUACCUUGGUAUGAAGAAGACUAGGAAUGCUCAAAAGACUCUCCUUAUAUGGAUAUUGCAAUAAAGCAAGAUAGCUUGAAAAAUAUGGCCAAUACAGGAAAGGUAUUUGUCUUCAUUUCAACCAGGCACUUCAUUUUGCAGAGAUGAAGAGAUUCUGCUCAUCACGGAAAGAAGGAAUACAGUUCUCACUGAUGCACUUUAUGAUGCUUCAACACUUUGACAACCAGUUCCAUAACCAGAAUUGGUUCUACACAUAUCAUGCUAUUUUUUUUCCUUCUCUUCAAUCCUGCCAAAUUCUGAGAGACUCCCUGGACAAGUCCCUGCCGUUUACUUAGCAAAGUUUUUUCAGAAAUAAUUUGCCAUUGUCUUAGUCUGAGGGCUGAGAGGCAGUGACUGACUGAAGGUCAUCCAGCUGACUUUGUGCCCAGGCUGGGGUUAGAACUCCCAAUCUCCUGAUUUCUAGCCUGAGGCCCUAACCCAACCUUGGGAACUUGAAGACUUGUGGACUUCAACUCCCACAAUUCUGGCUGAGGAAUUCUGAGAGUUGGAAUCCACAAGUCUUCAAGUUCCAAAGUUGGAGACCUCUGUUCUAACCACUACACCAAACUGUCCCUAUACAUGUACAGAUUUUCUUUCCUAAAAACAGGGAUGCGUGGCCUUACAAAUCAAUUUCAUAGAAAUAUUUUGUCCAAAAUUUUAUACAGCUCUAAUAGGUUAUCUGUAAUAUAACAUAAUUUAUGAAGCAUUGACUAAUUAGAUAAACUACCUGCCUGUGCUAUUGGUACUCAUAUGUGGGAAGAAAUAAACUUUUUUUAAAUUAAUCUGUCAGAUUUAUUCUAGGAGGUGAUGGCGCACACUCUGUGGACAAAUGCAUUGCAUAGUCAGUUGAAGCUCAAAAUCUAGUUAUAUUUUUAACAGAAUGAUAAGCGAAAGUAACAUUAUUCCAAUGUUGUACAGACAUGCUUGCAGAAAUGUCAACUGUGAAACAUACCCUACAGUUGUAAGGAUUCUCCUUUGGCAACCUUUUGAUAUCAACUGUGGGGCGAAUUAAAUGCAGAUUAUUUGUUUAAAACAUGGCUUGCAUUUUGAUUCAAGUUAUGAUUUUAUAUUUUGAAAUUGUAAAUAUCGUGUGUUGAAUGAUAAAAAUGUAAUGGCGCUUUGUUAAAUAGGACAGCAACACACACGCCAGAAUAAUCACUGCUCUAUAGCUGAUGUGUCUCUCUGGGAACCAAGAGCAGACAACACUUGUAAAUGUACAACUGAGAUCUAUGAAAGGGUACAGUUGGCUGCUACUUGAUGCUCAAACUUUCCCUGGAUAUAGAAAAAAAAAGGCAACCAAGAGGCUAUGUCCAAACCCUGCACUACACUAUAGACUUGAUGGAUCUUCAAACAGAUUUUUCUGCAAUGUUUAUAACAAAGUCAUGUUUGAGAGGAGCAGUUGUUUUUCUUUUCAACUGGAACUAAUAAGUUGGUGCAAAUUCUUGCAGCCCAUCUCCCCACACUUCCGUAAAAUAAUUCUCUGGUUUGGGUUUUCCUCAGCAAAGCUACUCAUGGUCAACUAGCAUCAUUCUUCUAGAAUUGACAGGGUAAAACAAUACAAAAUAUUAAUGAAAAUGAUUAAGAGGACUCUUCUUCCUAGUUUUAAAGCCUGGCCCGCUCACCCUUAACCACAACACAACCAUUCCUGAUAAUAUCAUUGUGAAAUUGCCCUUACUCUAUGCCCAGGAACUAAGUGAGACUUAGAUACACUGGAAUAAAACUAGUAUUUUCCCUUUUAAGGUGACGUUCUUCUAUCAUAGCUCCAAUGUUUGUAAAAUUUAUAAUGCUUUAUUAUAAUCGUAUAACAAUAUACUACAUUAUUUUGGAACUGUGGUCAGCUGGAAUCUCCCUAAAAUGGCAUCCUCAGCAGAGGGUUUGUUAUUUUUAUUUUUUGCCAAAAUCAGACAGCUGGUUUUGUUGCCAAAGCUGGCUCUUUGGCAGCACGCUUUGAACAGGAGCUACUAGGAAUGAGCAAGAUGACCAUUGGGUGACUAUGGAACUACCUGAGAAGAGGAGCUAGAAGGUAGCAAUUCUCAGUGGGAGGAGUCAGAGGGCAGAGUCUCUUAUCUAUUUCUUUCCAGCUUCCUGCUGUUUUAAAAACUUAUGGUGCUUUUCCUGUCUUUGAUAGGAGCUGUUUAUGACUAGCUAUAAAAGUUUCAGCUGUAAAAUUUUAACUGCUAAAUAUUUUGGACUACAUCAAAAUUGUCAAAAUGCAAGCAGUAUAUCAAGACAAAGUUUAUUGGAUAAAUUGGGCAGAAAGAAUACUUUUCAACUUACAAGUUCAACUUGAAAAUUUGGCUAAAAAGCUUGAUAAAAUAACAAUGGUUUUAGAAAUUGGUAGCCCAAUGCAAAUAACAGUGCUAAAACGAGAUUUACAAUUAGAUGGAUUAGAAUGUAAUUUGAUGCUGGCAGAUCUGAAAGAUGAGGUGGACUUAGGAAAGUUGGUUAGAGGACUCCAAGAAAGGUAUGGAUAAUAAAGACUCAAAAUUGGUCGGUGAUGAGCUCGACUUUUUAAGGGAGAUUGGGGAACAGAUUUAUUAUACCCAGUCAGAAAAGAAAUGUUAAGAGGUGUUAUGUUACAAUUUACAGGAGACUGUUUUGUACAAUACAUACUAUGGAGAUACACACAACAGAGACUUCUGACUUUGGGGAAUAAAAACUGCUAGAAAACAUCCCAAUUAAUAUCUUAAGGGAAAGCCUUAUUAUUAAGAAUCAGUUGAGGAUAUUUGAUCCCAGACAAAUCAGAGACAAUAUCUGUGGUGAAUUUUGGUAGACCAGAAGCCAUCGCCGACUUUCUGCAAGUGAAAUACAAUAAAUGGAUUGUUAACAGAA